Messenger RNA from Pisolithus orientalis, 1374 nucleotides. RefSeq names its product cytochrome P450. The transcript is spliced from 12 exons. The coding region runs from base 1 to 1374 and encodes 457 amino acids. Gene Ontology annotation, molecular function: oxidoreductase activity, acting on paired donors, with incorporation or reduction of molecular oxygen; iron ion binding; monooxygenase activity. The record is from RefSeq and is a predicted model, not a curated record. NCBI's taxonomy places the organism in Eukaryota, Fungi, Basidiomycota, Agaricomycetes, Boletales, Pisolithaceae.
AUGGAUAUCUCCCCCACAAAACAUAUUUUUGCUGCUACAAUCUGUGCUACUGUCCCCGCCGUCGCGCUCAAGCUUUGGAAGUCCUCAAACCUCGAUCACAUCCCAUCCGUUGGAUACUCGUCCUGGCUCGGGUCCUACAUUUCUGCAUUCAAGUACGUUGGCAAUGCUGUUCAGAUUCUACAGGAAGGCUAUGCUAAGUACAAGGAAACGCCUUUCAAAGUCCCUACUUUAAACCGCUGGAUUGUCAUCAUCGGUCGCCGUCACCUGGAAGAUAUCAAGAAGUCUACAGAUGACGAGCUAUCUCUGAUAGAGGCAGCAAAUGAAGUUGCCAAGGUUGACCACCUGAUUGGCCGUGAGAUCAACUCUAAUCCCUACCACAGUUCUGUGGCCCGAAUACAUCUCACACGUAACAUUGGUCUCUACUACCCUGACAUAAAAGACGAGGUACACACUGCAUUCGAAGAGCUACUCGAUCUCAAGGACAAUGUGUGGAAGAGCGUCCCGGCAGUAGAAAUCAUGCGCGAGAUCGUAUGCAGAACCAGCAACAGAGUCUUCGUCGGCCUACCGCUUUGUCGGGAUCCCGACUGGAUCGAUCUAAACUCUCAAUUUGCGGUCGACGUAGCUACAGAUGCAAAUAUCUUGAACAUGUUCCCUAAAUUGCUGGUGCCCUUUGUAUCGAAAAUACUACCCAAUACUGCGGCAGGCAUCGAACGCGCCAUAAAACAUCUCGACCCGAUUAUCAAGGAUCGCCUCAGGCGUAUGAGAGAUCACGGAGACGAGUGGAGUGACAAACCGAACGACAUUUUGCAGUGGUUAAUAGACGCGAAACAGGAGUCUACGACUAGGCAGUUGACUCUGCGCGUGUUAACGAUCAACUUUGCCUCGAUACAUUCGACUACGAAUGCAUUGUACAACCUGGCAGCCUACUCGCAAUAUGUAGGGCCCCUUCGUGAGGAAGUUGACGCAGUUAUUCGGGAACACGGGUGGACGAAGGAGGCGCUCGCAUUGAUGUACAGGGUUGACAGUUUUCUGGCAGAGACUCAGCGCCUCGAAGGCCUCUCAGUACCUGUCUAUGAAAAUCCCGACGCUUUUGAUCCAUUCCGAUUCUCCCAGCUUCGCGUCGAUGGGAACGAAAGUGGGAGACAUCAGAUGGUGGCAGUGAAUCAGGACUACUUCCCCUUCGGAUAUGGGAAGCAUGCAUGCCCCGGGAGGUUCCUGGCAGCCAAUGAGCUGAAAACCAUGCUUGCAUAUAUCCUCACGAUGUAUGAUGUCAAGUUUGAGGAUAGUGUCUCCAGGCCGGCGAGUAUCCACUGGGACUUGAACGUCAUGGCAGAUCCCACCGUUAGAGUUAUGUUCCGGAAGAGAGUCAUUUAA